Molecule: messenger RNA, 1297 nt
Organism: Rubroshorea leprosula
Lineage: Eukaryota; Viridiplantae; Streptophyta; Magnoliopsida; Malvales; Dipterocarpaceae
Source: the annotation of a GenBank genome assembly
UUCAUGGCCUAGAAUUUUUCGAGUGCCUCAUUAUUUACGAAAGAUAAAUGAAGAAGCCUAUGAUCCUAAAAUCAUUUCUAUUGGUCCUUAUCAUCGUCAAAAAGAUCAUUUAAAAGAAAUGGAAACACUCAAGGUGCGUUUUCUAAACGAUCUUCUUCGACGAAGAGAUGAGAAUGGUGCUGAAAGAUACGCGGAGGUCAUGACAGGUAUGAUGAAAAGGGCUCGUAACUGCUAUGCGGAAUCUUUGGUUAUUUCCAAUGAAGAAUUUUUAGAAAUGAUGGUUCUUGAUGGAUGUUUUAUUGUCGAGCUAAUUCACAAAUUUGAUGACGGUAGUUAUCAGACUGAUCCUAUCUUAAAUGUGCCUCAGAUUACCAAAAACAUUUUGAAAGAUUUGGCACUAGUUGAGAAUCAACUUCCCUUUUUUGUACUAUGGGAGUUGUUUGGCGAGAUGACUGAAGAUCCAAGCCCAUACAUUUUUAUUAUUUUAAAGAUGUUUGAAAGAGUAAUGCCAGGGCUCAGGAUUUCUGAAACCUAUGAUGAAAACUCAAUGAAAAACCUAAAGCAUCUAAUAGAUUUACUUCGCACCAAUUGGCUUCCUUCAGAAGAUUCAAUGCGUGAAUACCAGAAAGUGCAAGAAGAUGGUGGGUGGUCUUUCAUUCGUUCUGCUACAGAACUUAGAGAGGCAGGAAUCAAGUUCAAAAGGAGUAACAGAUGCAACUUGUUUGAUUUAAAGUUCGAAAAAGGGACACUUUACAUUCCAGCUUUGAACAUUGAAGAUGAUACAGAGAGAUUGUUUCGUAAUAUCAUUGCCUGUGAACAGUUUGACCACCGGGGAUCUCCAAUUUACUUAUCUCAAUAUAGAAAAGUCGUAGAUUGUCUCAUCAAUACGGGGAAGGAUGUGGAGUUACUUUGUCACAAAGGGAUAAUUAUGAACUGGUUAGGCACUGACGAAGAAGUUGCUGAGAUGAUUAAUAGGCUUGGAACUGAAGUUCUUAUCAGCAGCAAGCACUUCUUUUACGCCAAGUUAUUUAAUGACGUUAACAAUCAUUACAAUAGACCUUGGAACAGAAGGAUAGCAAGCUUAAGGCACAAUUAUUUCAACACUCCUUGGACAUUGAUCUCCUUUCUUGCUGCAGCUUUCUUGCUUCUACUUGCUCUGCUGCAAACAACAUUCACAAUUUUCCCUGUCUUGAAAGUGCCAGAAACCAUUUUUAUGGAGGGAACGACGUGGAUCAGCAGAUAGCAUCGAGGUGUGUGAGAAGUGCAAACUGUUCAAGUGAUGCAUCUGUAGACUAGU